AUGCCAGAGAGAAACGCUUCUGCCAUUAAGGUCGUUUCAAGAAAAUCCUUAUGCUUUUUCUUCACAACAACAACGUUGUUAUUCAUCACGUCAUGGCUCUUCGUUCUCCGUUCAACUCGCUCUGAUUCUACAUCCGAAGCCAUUUCUCAGCUUCUCUCCACCACCUUCACGGAUUCCGUUCCCGAUUCAUCUCAAUCACGAAACUCCGAAUCCAACUUCAGCAACAGAGCUAUUCUCGCUAACACAAAAAAACAAGAGAUUGUAAAAUGCAACAGCCACACUACCACCGCGUCAAAUGACAAUAGUAACUAUAUCAACAACUUUGCAUUGAAGAUUUUCAUGUACGAUUUACCUCCAGAGUUUCAUUUCGGAUUAUUAGAUUGGAAAGACGACAAAGGUAAAAAUGUUAAAAACACUAAAGUGUUUCCUGAUAUGAAAACCAAGAUACCACAUUACCCUGGCGGUUUAAAUUUACAACACAGUAUUGAAUACUGGCUAACAUUAGAUAUUCUCGCUUCAGAGUUACCGCAAAUUUACCCUAACAAUGCAAGAACGGUGAUCAGAGUUAAGAACUCGAGUGAAGCUGAUGUCAUAUUUGUGCCGUUUUUCUCUUCUUUGAGUUACAACAGACUCUCCAAAAGAGGUCCACGUGAAAACAAGAGUAGAAACAGGGUGUUACAAGAGUAUUUGGUGAGUUUUUUGAUGAGUCAAGAGGAGUGGAAAAGGUCUGGUGGAAGGGAUCAUUUGAUUCUGGCUCAUCAUCCGAAUAGUAUGUUGGAUGCUAGAAUGAAACUGUGGCCUGCAACUUUUAUAUUGUCUGAUUUCGGGAGGUACCCUCCCAAUAUAGCGAAUGUCGAGAAAGAUGUGAUCGCGCCUUAUAAGCAUGUUGUCGGUUCUUAUGUUGAUGAUCAAUCUAGCUUUGAUAGCAGACACACUUUGCUUUAUUUCCAAGGAGCUAUUUACAGAAAAGAUGGAGGCCAUGCUAGGCAAGAACUGUUUUAUCUUCUAAAAGAUGAAAAAGAUGUACAUUUUUCAUUUGGGAGUGUACAGAAAGGUGGAGUAAGGAAAUCAACAGAAGGCAUGCGUUCUUCAAAAUUCUGUCUCAACAUAGCAGGCGACACGCCAUCAUCAAAUCGCUUAUUUGACGCCAUCGCGAGUCACUGUGUCCCUGUCAUAAUCAGCGACCAAAUUGAGCUUCCAUACGAGGAUGUCCUCGACUACUCAGAGUUCUGUGUAUUCGUCCGAACAAGAGACGCCCUCAAAAAGAAGUAUCUGAUAAACUUCAUUAGGGGCAUUGACAAAGAUGAAUGGACAAGAAUGUGGAACAGGUUGAAAGAGGUUGAGAAAUUCUUUGAUUUUCAGUUCCCUUCAAAGGAAAGUGAUGCGGUUCAAAUGAUUUGGCAAGCUGUUUCGCGUAAGGUUCCUUUGAUGAAAUUGAAAACAAACAGGUCUAGGAGAUUUUUUAGGUCCCUUUAUGGUAAUAAUAAAGAUACGGGGCAUAAAUCUAUACCAGCACCAGCUAAUUUUUGGUGA
Molecule: messenger RNA, 1533 nt
Organism: Vicia faba (fava bean)
Lineage: Eukaryota; Viridiplantae; Streptophyta; Magnoliopsida; Fabales; Fabaceae
Source: the annotation of a GenBank genome assembly